This is a messenger RNA of Aspergillus wentii DTO 134E9, 264 nucleotides long. Its product is annotated as RNA recognition motif domain-containing protein. Gene Ontology annotation, molecular function: RNA binding. The coding region runs from base 1 to 264 and encodes 87 amino acids. Lineage: Eukaryota; Fungi; Ascomycota; Eurotiomycetes; Eurotiales; Aspergillaceae. The transcript is spliced from 4 exons. The record is from RefSeq and is a predicted model, not a curated record.
AUGACUACUAAACUCUUUGUUGGCGGCCUCGCCUGGCAGACUACCGAUCAGAGUUUGCAAAAUGCCUUUGCGGAAUACGGCACUGUCGAAGAAGCUCGCGUGGUGAAAGACCGAGAGACUGGUCGGAGCAGGGGAUUCGGCUUUGUCAGAUUUGCCACUGCAGAGGAAGCCCAAGCAGCAGUCAAUGCGCUGAACGAGCAGGAACUCGAAGGCAGGAGAAUCAGAGUCGAUCUCGCCGUUGAGAGACAAGGAGGUCGCCGCUAA